UCAGAGAUCGUUGAAUCAAACCCCAUUCACAAAAUGGUUCAAUUUCGAACAAUAAUAACAGCAAAAUGUCGAAGCAAGUCCUAGAAUCUCCAUAUACAAAACCCUCAAUUUCAUCUAAUUACAGAAAUACUUCCAGAUCUCAUCAACCUCUGACGACGCCGAUCUGAUCUCCGAUCUCGGAAUCCGAAACCCUAAGCUCGAUGGCUGGGGCUGCCUCCGCACUUUUUCUUCUCGACAUCAAGGGCCGCGUUCUGGUCUGGCGCGAUUACCGUGGUGAUGUCUCAGCUGUUCAAGCUGAAAAAUUCUUCACCAAGCUCAUCGAAAAAGAGGGUGAUCCUGAGUCUCAAGAUCCAGUUGUGUAUGAUAAUGGCGUCACAUAUAUGUUUAUACAGCACAACAAUUUAUUUCUAAUGACCGCAUCGAGACAGAACUGCAAUGCCGCCAGCCUUCUUCUAUUCCUACACCGUGUAGUUGAUGUCUUUAAGCAUUACUUUGAAGAGUUAGAAGAAGAAUCACUUAGAGAUAAUUUUGUGGUAGUGUAUGAAUUACUUGAUGAAAUGAUGGACUUUGGUUACCCUCAAUAUACUGAAGCAAAGAUUCUUAGUGAGUUUAUCAAGACUGAUGCUUACAGAAUGGAAGUUGCACAGAGGCCUCCGAUGGCUGUGACAAAUGCAGUGUCAUGGCGCAGUGAGGGGAUACGUUACAAGAAGAAUGAAGUAUUUCUAGAUGUUGUGGAGAGUGUUAAUAUGCUCGUCAACAGCAAUGGGCAAAUUAUUAGGUCAGACGUAGUUGGGGCAUUAAAGAUGCGAACAUAUUUGAGUGGUAUGCCUGAGUGUAAGCUUGGGCUGAAUGAUAGAGUGUUACUGGAGGCACAGGGACGAUCAACUAAGGGAAAAGCCAUUGAUCUAGAUGACAUAAAAUUUCAUCAGUGUGUUCGUUUGACUCGCUUCGAAAAUGAUCGAACAAUAUCAUUUAUUCCUCCUGAUGGUUCUUUUGAUCUCAUGACAUAUAGACUCAGUACUCAGGUAAAGCCUCUUAUAUGGGUGGAAGCACAAGUUGAAAGACAUUCUAGAAGCCGUAUGGAGAUAAUGGUAAAAGCUCGGAGUCAGUUCAAGGAGCGCAGCACUGCAACAAAUGUUGAAAUUGAGUUGCCUGUGCCAUCAGAUGCUACCAAUCCAAAUAUUCGGACAUCGAUGGGAUCUGCUGGUUAUGCUCCCGAAAAAGAUGCAUUGAUGUGGAAAAUAAAAUCUUUUCCUGGUGGCAAGGAAUAUAUGUUGAGAGCAGAGUUCACCCUUCCCAGCAUAACUGAUGAAGAAGCAGCUCCUGAGAGAAAAGCACCCAUACGUGUGAAGUUUGAGAUACCAUAUUUUACUGUUUCAGGAAUACAGGUUCGUUACCUGAAGAUCAUUGAGAAAAGUGGUUACCAGGCUCUUCCCUGGGUGAGAUACAUAACAAUGGCCGGUGAAUAUGAAUUGAGGCUUAUCUGAAAGCCACACACAUAUAUAUGUUGAUUUUCCAAUUUCAACAACUUCGUUUAUCGGCUCAGCUUUACUUACGACCUGAACUAGAUAAAUUGGGGAGCCUUAUUGGGAAUUAAUUGUACCUAUUCAGGAUGGUGGUGGUUGAUCAAAUGUAUCUUCCUUUGGUCAUUUUUGGUUUGAUCGCAUCAUUGUUGUUUUUUGAACAGAGGUUUGUAGUGGUCUUUACUUGCAACGUUAUUUUGCACGCUGGCUAAAACUUGCAUCUUUUUUUGUUGGCGAAAUAAAUAGUUGCUUAAGAAUUUUGUUGGAA
Molecule: messenger RNA, 1791 nt
Organism: Ilex paraguariensis (yerba mate)
Lineage: Eukaryota; Viridiplantae; Streptophyta; Magnoliopsida; Aquifoliales; Aquifoliaceae
Source: the annotation of a GenBank genome assembly